Morchella importuna is the source of this 4215-nucleotide messenger RNA. RefSeq lists its product as uncharacterized. The coding region runs from base 1 to 4215 and encodes 1404 amino acids. Lineage: Eukaryota; Fungi; Ascomycota; Pezizomycetes; Pezizales; Morchellaceae. The transcript is spliced from 2 exons. The record is from RefSeq and is a predicted model, not a curated record.
AUGGAGCCCGUGGAAUGGUCCCGGAUGAUGGCAGACAUCUUUUUCGCCCAUCAGGACCCGCUGGGCGAGCUGCAGAAGUUCAGACACCAGGUACCGCCGUUUGUACUGCGGACGUUUUGCGAUAAUACGGCCAUCACAGCGCCGCCGGCGAGCGGGCAGCAGAUGUGGAUCUAUGAUCAGAACCAAAUUCCCACCUGCAUCGUCAACACCAUCACCACAACCCCCGGCAGCGAUCCCGACACACUCAUCAUCUACCGACCCGCCACUCGCGAGUUCACGCAGCGCCGCUGGACAGAGUGCUUCGGCGCCGACGCCAUCUACAGCCGUUUCUUCGACAACCUGACCACCGCCCGCUACAUGCGCGAGCGCUUCGCAAAGUUCGAGCUUCUGCAGCAUGUCGACCGCGACAUCUUCCAGGGCCUCGUCGACCCCAUCUGGCAAAUCCAAUCGCUGCAGCACACGGGAAACGUCACCCUGCGCCGCGACGACGUCUGGGCACUCAGAAAAUUCCUGCACCUGAUGACUGGCCUGCAUGCCCGCGAUCGCACGAUGCAUCUGCUAGCGCAUGCGCCCGAGAUGGAGGAUGCGCGAGUAAGGAGGAAGCGAUUCAUCGAAGCCAGGGCCAUGGAGCACCCGAGGGACGUGUGGCUGUAUAAUGCGGAGCAGACGCUCAAGACGCCGCACCACGAGGUACACACGAACACCGCAAUUUUCGACCUCGACAGGGAAGACUACCGUGUCAACGCGCGGGAGCGAUUUCUGGUGCUGUGGGAGGCCGGCCCGGGGGAUGAGUUUAUCCUGACAGAGAAUGGGUUUGGAGGGUUCGAGGGCGGGCAGAUUGGCGCGAGGCAGGACUCGAUCAUCAAUAUGGGCUCGAGGGAGUUGGAGCAGCACAUGUAUACAAGGGACUUUAUGUGGCACCAGCUGUACGUCCUGUCGCCGACACUGGUGGCCGCGCUGUGCCACGGCACGCUGAUGCAUCCGGACCUGACGCGCGCGCAGAGGAAGCGGUGGGGGCUCAAAAGGUCGCUGCUGGAAAACCUGCCGCACGAGGUGGCACCAAAGUACUACAAAGACAUGACAAAGGCCGAUGUGUCGUUCCUGAAGCCUGGGUUUCCGAUCCCACAGGACGUCGAGCGCGCGUUCGCCGCAAAUGUGGCGUUGGAGAAGCGAAUGGCCGACGAGAUCGAGUUCCCGGUGCAGCGACUGUCUCCUAAACAAGUGUCUAUGGUCAACAGUGUUCUUCUCCACAACCAGCAGAACGGGCCUAUCGUCAAGUCAGUGUGCUGCAAGUCGCCGCCAAAGUAUCAGUCGCUGUAUAACUCGCUCGUGAUGUUCCAGCAGCAGCCGUGGGACAAGUACUCGGCCGAGGAGCAGAACGACUACUCGCUGCUGACUGAGCGCCUCCGCGUGUUCCUGCAGCCCGCAGCCCCCGAGCCCCUCUCUGCCCAUCUCCAGUACGCCCAACAGCAGCAGCAGCAGCAGUUCACUCACCAGCUCCCACCGCACCAGCUACACCAGAUGCCCACCAUGCCCAUGUCAAUCUCCAUGCAGCCGCAGCCGCAGCCCGCCAUGCCCGCCGACCCUCGCCGCCACUUCGCCGCCGACCGCUCUAUGACAAUGCCCGAGGUGCCGCGCUACGAGCAGCAGCCAAUCCACGAGAUCCGCCCCACACAUCUCCGCGCAAACAGCCAGAUGUCGCAUUCAUCCCAUACCUCCUCCUUCCCGUCCUCGCAGUCCUCGCAGACCUACUCCUCCGCGUCCAGUCAGACGUCGAGCAGCAGCGCCACAAGCAUCGAUGCUGUCCCCCGCUUCGAGUCCAAGGCCGCCCCUCCUCCUCCUCCUCCUCCACCACAGCCACAACCAGCACCCACCGCCGCCGCUCCCGCUCCCGCUCCCGCCCCCGCAGCACGUGAGUCAAGGUCACGCCCCCAGUCCCCUGCCCGCAAGACAGAGAAGCCCCGCAGGACAAACUCGCAGACCGAGAACGUGCCCAGCAAGCCGGUGAAGCCAACGCAGCAGCAGGCGCCCAAGGCGGCUAACAUCGUCAUCGAGCACACCGUGCAGGAGAUCCAGGAGCGACACAGAGGCCGCCAGGCGUCAAGGUCUGACCCGCCGCCACCACUACUCCCUCAGAUGAAGGUUAGCCCGAUUCCGGACCGUGUGGAGUUGACGGCGUCGAAGCCAAAGCCGAGACACCAGCAGCAGCAGGAGCAGGCCAAGGCUCAGGAGCAGAAGUCCCAGCAGCAGCAGCCACAGCCGCAGCAGAGGCAGCAGUCACAGCCGCCAGUUCAGCAGCAGCAGCAGAAGUCGCAGCAGCAACAGCAGCAGCCACAGUCGCAGCCUCAGCAGCAGCAACAGCAGUAUCAGAAGCCGCAACCACAGAAGCAGCAGCAGCAGCAACAGCAGCAGCAACAGCAGCAGCAACCACAACCACAACCGCAGCCAAUGCAGCAGAGGUUCCAGCCCCAGCCACAGGCCCAACAGCAAGCUCCCCUUCCCCAGCCACUGCAGCAGAAGGCCAGCGUCCUCCCAGAGCGCCCCAUGUACGUCAUGGACGUUAUGGACCCCAUGCGGCCCUUCCAGCACGAGCACGAGCGCACCGAGCCCCCGCCGCAAUGGAACUUUGGCGGUGUCGAGCUGCAAGGCCACCAAUACGAUAACGGUCUUCCUGAGUCCCGUGCCCACUCCCAGCAGUCCCAACGUAGCACAAGCAUGUCCAACGAACGCUCCUCCCAGGGCAGUGAGCACGUCAGGCAGCGCCAGUACGAGACCGAGCGCCAGUGCCAGUACGAGGUCCUCAUGCAGGACCUGCAGUCCCACCCCCAGCCCUGCGACCGCAACUCCCAGACCAGCGAGACAGCCAGGCGUCAGCAGUAUGAUAACACGCGCCCCGAGCUUGGCCAGAUCCAGAGGCCCAUCCCGCCCACUGAUCGCCACAGCGCCGACACCGUCUCUUCCCGCGGACGCCCCUACGAGCCGCCAAGGCCAGAGCAGGGCCAGAUCCAGCGCCCCCUCCAGCGUCCCAGCCCUGUAGCGGACGGCAGCAGAAAGGUCGAGCAGUCCCAGCCAAUGAGGAACACUGCCUCCCAUGAACGCUCACACCAGUACGAGCCCAAGGCAGAGCAGCAGUCCCAGCCCAUGCGCAACACCGGCUCCCACGACCGCUCCCACCAGUACGAGCACAAGCCGGAGCAGCAGUCACAGCCAAUGAGGAACACAAUGUCCCAUGACCGCUCAUCGCACUCCAGCGAGCACGCCCGUCAGCGCCAGUACGAGUUCGAGCUUCUCAAGCCCGAGCAGUCCAAGCCUCCCCCAGUCCCAGCACACAAGACCCCGCCCCAGAUCCACAAGCCACAGGCCCAGCGUCCCGCCAACACCACCACCAACAACAACUCCAACUCCAACAACUCCACCGAUGCUCCUGCAGCCGUCGAUGAACUCCGGGGACGUCCACCAUACGAGAUUGUCACCCCGGAGGGACUCCAGCCACAGCAGCAGCAGCCGCAGCGCAGUGCAAACAGCUCCAGUGAGCGCCAGAUGCGUCCCGGUGUCGAGAUUGUCCGCCCACAUACCCUGGAACCUGUACGCCCGGAGCCGCGCUCAACCCUGCAGCCGCCCCAGGCCCAGCAGAAGCCGCAAUAUGGUGAUAAUGUCAACGCCAAGGUCAAGCAGCUCCGCUUCGAGGCUACGCUCACACGCAAGCUCUCAAACAUGAGCCUUGACGGGUCCAUGAUCGUGCAGACUGGCGAUGACAACGAGACCGACAUGAGCGACAGCGAGAGCGAGAGCGGGAGUGAGGACGACGAUGACCAGACGAUCGAGGGCGAGGACGAGGACGAGGACGAGGAGGAAGAUGACGCUUGGGAGGACGAGGGCUUCGCCGAGUCUGAGGAACUCACAAAGCCAAAGAGCACCAAGCCGCAUGUUCGCUUCGCGGACCGACCGCUGUCCCGCACGGGGAUGCGCGGCGUGCCUGUGCAUAUUGAACGGCCGUUGUCGAGGUUGGGCUUUGCGGCACACCAUCUGGGGAGGAAGGUCGACUUUAUUGAGCGCCCGAGCUCGAGGCUGGGCAGGCGGGUUGAGAUUGUGAGGCCGUUGUCGAGGAAUGGACAGCGUGCGAACAUGGGGUUGGGUGCUGGAGUUAUGAGGCAGACGCACGGACAUGGACAUGGGCAUGGACAUGGGCAUGGGCACCACCAUGUGCAUCGUUGA